UGACAGCGUAUCAUCGAAAUCAUCAAAAAUGAAGGCUACUCUGCGUGCUCCCGCCUCCCGCGCCGGCGCCGUUCGCCCGGUUGCCUCGCUGAAGGCCGCUGUUAGCCGCGUGGCCUCCGUUGCUGGUGUCUCGGUCGCUUCGCUGGCUGUGACUCUGUCGGCCCACGCUGCCACCGUGAAGCUGGGUGCUGACUCUGGUGCCCUGGUGUUCGAGCCAUCCACCGUCACGAUUAAGUCUGGUGACACCGUCGACUUCGUCAACAACGCUGGCUUCCCGCACAACGUUGUCUUCGAUGAGGACGCCGUCCCAGCUGGCGUGAACGUGGAUGCCAUCUCUCGCGAUGACCUCCUGAACGCCCCUGGCGAGACGUACAGCGUGAAGCUGACUACCCCGGGCGAGUACGGCUACUACUGCGAGCCGCACCAGGGUGCUGGCAUGGUCGGCAAGAUCAUUGUUCAGUAAAUUCCAGAUUUUGCGUGGCUGGAUUUUUGGUUGUGAAUUGGCGUGUAACAUUCGUUUGAGUAUAAUCUCUGGCGCCAGACGUUCCUCAGACUGCAUUAAACCUUUGCCAUGUGACAGCACGUUCAAUCCAUACCCCAGCGGAUUAAGGCUUUGAUCAAUUCUUCUCUCGAUUAGACAUCCUACUACGUUAACCCAGAUCAUUU
This is a messenger RNA of Volvox carteri f. nagariensis, 666 nucleotides long. RefSeq lists its product as uncharacterized. The transcript is spliced from 2 exons. The record is from RefSeq and is a predicted model, not a curated record. The coding region runs from base 29 to 463 and encodes 144 amino acids. Gene Ontology annotation, cellular component: chloroplast thylakoid lumen. Gene Ontology annotation, molecular function: copper ion binding. NCBI's taxonomy places the organism in Eukaryota, Viridiplantae, Chlorophyta, Chlorophyceae, Chlamydomonadales, Volvocaceae.